AGUCAAACCCCCGCCAGCAACAACCAUACUCAACACAGCCUCAGACACCGCGUUCUAAAGCACAAAAGUAACUCACGCAGUACUGUACUACCUACCUACACAAGAAAGUUAGACAUCUGGUAGUUAGCCAUUUCCAACAAUGGCCCCGGAUAACCCCUCCACCACCUCCUCCAAUCCCGCUGGUUCAAAGCCGGUAUCCGUCCUCUUCGUUUGUCUCGGAAACAUCUGCCGCUCCCCCAUGGCCGAAGCCAUCUUUCGCCACCAAAUAACCUCCACCGCAGCAGCAACAGCCCCCUCCGCGCCGAAAUUCUCCACAAUCGACUCCGCCGGCACGGGCGCAUACCACGUCAACUCCCAGCCCGAUCCGCGCACCAUGUCCACCCUCCGCGACCACGGUAUCACUAGCUACACGCAUGCCGCGCGCAAGAUCCGCCGGGACGAUUUCUUCGCGUUCGAUUACAUAUUGGCGAUGGACGGGGACAAUUUGGACGACUUGAUGCAUGAGAGGGGCAGGGCUGUGGGUAGGGGUAAAGGUGGCAAGGGAGGUAAGGGAGAUGGGGAUGGGGAUGGGGAUGGGCACGUUGCGCAGGUAAGGCUUAUGGGUGACUUUCUGCCGGAUGGGAGUGUUGUGGAGAAAGUGGGUGGCGGGGAGGAGGUGGGGGAUCCGUAUUAUGGCGGUAAAGAAGGGUUUGAGGUUGUUUACAGGCAGCUUGUGAGGCUUUCGGGGGGUUUUAUGAAGUUUCUUGAGAGGCAGGGAGAGGUGGAGAAUUGAUUGAUGGGGGCAGGGGGUUUCUAUUUCACUCUGGGGUGAGGUUGGGUUGGUACCUUUGGUUUUGAUGGUCAGGCGAGAAGUAUCGAGACAGGUGCUUGAUCAGCUACAACUGGGGUACUGCAUUGCUAUGAUUAGUCCCACGGCGGGUUAUGGAGUUCGUUUCGGCGUUUAUUUUUCCGUAGUUGGUGUUUUUUUUUUUUUUUUUUUUUUUUUUUUUUUUUUUUUUUUUCUCCUUCUUUCCCUAUUGCGCUGAUUGCAACUUCAUGUUUAUUUACCGACUAUCUAGAAAUACACAUUGAACAUUGCUUAGCCACUCCUAUACGAUAUACCUGGCAAUGUGGGGAUGGACAUACAAUUAUGUUUACCCAUCUGGGUUGACCGGACACCCCUUGCCCACUAGAUAGCAACGGCUGAAUGAGAUACGGCAGUAACCAAAUGCGGCUCAUGUGAUCUAUUUAUUCAGUAUAGGGACUUGUAGAUUCUAAACACAUAUAAUCAAUACAUGUUGAACGGAGCUAAG
Molecule: messenger RNA, 1292 nt
Organism: Blastomyces dermatitidis ER-3
Lineage: Eukaryota; Fungi; Ascomycota; Eurotiomycetes; Onygenales; Ajellomycetaceae
Product: phosphotyrosine protein phosphatase
Exons: 2
Coding region: 140-772 (210 amino acids)
Biological process (GO): protein dephosphorylation
Molecular function (GO): protein tyrosine phosphatase activity
Source: RefSeq, a predicted model, not a curated record